This is a messenger RNA of Candidula unifasciata, 909 nucleotides long. The record is from the annotation of a GenBank genome assembly. NCBI's taxonomy places the organism in Eukaryota, Metazoa, Mollusca, Gastropoda, Stylommatophora, Geomitridae.
AUGGCAACCUACUGUGUGUCGGGGCACACUGUCGACCUGGCCAUUGAUUCACACAUCUUGUGCAAGUUGUGUCUUACAGACAUUCCCCUGGAAGAAAUGCAUGAGAUGGCAGAGUGCAAGUGUCUCUUUUGUGAAAUGUGCAUGCGUCAGUACUUGUCAGUAAUGAUAGCAGACGGGAUGAUCUCAGACCUCACCUGCCCCGAUGGUCAGUGUACAAGACAGGGAAAGAUGACUAUAAAAGAAAUUGAAAAACUGGUUGAUAGACAGACAUUUAUGAGGUACAAAAGAUUGACUUUUCAGAGAGAGGUUGACCUUGACCCCAAUCGAACAUUCUGUCCAGAGAUUGGCUGCGAAACUGUCUGCCAUGUUUGUUACUCCCAGUCACAUGGUGCGGCCAGGGCAGCAUCCUCCUCCAUGCCUGUACAGUGUCCAACAUGUGGUUUACAGUUUUGCUCCAUAUGCAAGACCAAAUGGCAUGCACCCAAGUCAUGUGAUGAUGUAGUCACUGCUGCACCGCUGGAGGAAGCAGGGAUCCCCUACCACAACACAGAAGAUGCAAAGAUCAAGAGGUGCCCUGUGUGUCAUGUCCCCAUAGAGCGCAAUGAUGGCUGCGCCCAGAUGAUGUGCAAGAGGUGUAAGCAUGUCUUCUGCUGGUACUGCUUGCAGUCUCUUGAUGAUGAUUUUCUUCUCCGACACUAUGACAAGGGACCUUGUAAAAAUAAACUGGGGCACUCACGAGCAUCGGUUAUCUGGCACAGAACACAGGUAGUUGGCAUAUUUGCUGGAUUUGGUGUCUUGCUAUUGGUUGCCUCCCCUUUCCUGCUGCUGGCGGCACCGUGCAUUCUUUGCUGCAAGUGUAAGAUGUGCCGAUGCUGUGAUGAAGAAGAAGGUGACGGAUUCUCUACCUGA